Molecule: messenger RNA, 2265 nt
Organism: Coffea arabica (coffee)
Lineage: Eukaryota; Viridiplantae; Streptophyta; Magnoliopsida; Gentianales; Rubiaceae
Product: beta-xylosidase/alpha-L-arabinofuranosidase 2-like
Biological process (GO): xylan catabolic process; arabinan catabolic process
Molecular function (GO): alpha-L-arabinofuranosidase activity; xylan 1,4-beta-xylosidase activity
Source: RefSeq, a predicted model, not a curated record
GACCUUGGCUUAAAUAUGGAAUAUUUUGGCUACUGCAAUAAAUCACUUCCAUUUGAGGUUAGAGCCAAAGAUUUGGUAGAUAGAUUGAGUUUGACUGAGAAGGUGGGGCAACUUGGAGACCAGGCCAAUGGGGUGCCAAGGGUUGGUCUACCAAAAUACUAUUGGUGGUCCGAGGCAUUACAUGGUGUAUCAGACUUCGGUGAUACGGCAACCUUUUUCAAUGCUACCAUCCCUGGUGCAACAAGUUUUCCCACACCUAUUUCCAUGGUUUCAUCCUUCAACGUCACUCUUUGGAAAACAAUUGGCCAGGUUGUUUCUACCGAAGCAAGAGCAAUGAAUAACUUAGGUCAAGCUGGACUAACAUAUUGGAGUCCAAAUAUGAAUGUUGUGAGAGAUCCUCGAUGGGGAAGAGCCCUGGAGACACCCGGAGAAGAUCCAUUUGUAGUCGGAACAUACGCUUCUACAUACGUGAGAGGGUUGCAAGAUGUUGAGGGGACUGAAAACACCACAGAUUUGAACUCUAGACCCCUCAAGGUUGCAGCAUGUUGUAAACAUUAUGCAGCAUAUGAUGUUGAUAACUGGUUUGGAAUUAAGCGCGAAGGCAUUGAUGUAUCAGUGAGGGAGCAAGACAUGCUGGAAACAUUUGUGAAGCCAUUUGAGAUGUGCAUCAAUGACGGUGAUGUUUCUAGUGUUAUGUGCUCUUAUAAUCGCAUCAACGGCAUCCCUGCAUGUGCAGAUCGGAGACUUCUCCUUGACACCAUAAGAAAGGAGUGGAAUCUUCACGGGUACAUCGUUUCUGAUUGUGAUUCUAUUGAGGUAAUGUACAAGAAUCACAAAUGGCUCAAUGAUACUCCUGAGGCGGCUGUUGCUCAGGCUUUGAAAGCAGGUUUGGAUUUGGACUGUGGAGCGUACUAUACAAAAUAUGGAGGCAAUGCAGUAGUGCAAGGGAAAGUUAGGGAAGCAGAUGUUGAUAAAGCUUUAAAGAACCUCUACGUUGUCCUUAUGAGAGUUGGCUUCUUUGAUGGUAGUCCACAAUUUGAAAGCCUUGGCAAGGCUGACAUUUGUUCCGAAGGCCACCGUAAUUUAGCCAUUGAGGCUGCUAGGCAAGGAAUGGUUCUACUUAAAAAUGACGAUGCAGUUCUGCCAUUGAAUGGACAAGACAUUAAAAGCAUUGCAUUGGUUGGGCCACAUGCUAAUGUUACUACAACUAUGAUCGGCAAUUAUCAUGGUAUUCCAUGUGGAUAUACCAGUCCACUGGAUGCGUUUAAACAAAGUAUUGCGAAUGUGUUAUAUGCAAUCGACUGCGCUGAUGUUUCAUGCAACAAUGGCAGCUCAUUUUCUCCAGCAAUACAAGCAGCUAAAGACGCGGAUGCUACUGUCAUCGUUGCAGGACUGGAUUUAACAGUUGAGGCAGAGCAACUGGACAGAGAAGAUCUUCUCCUACCUGGUAAUCAAACUCAAUUUAUAAAUCAAGUUGCAUCGGCAUCCAAAGGUCCGGUCGUCCUCGUGAUCAUAUCAGCGGGUGGUGUUGAUAUUUCCUUUGCCAAAGCGAAUCCAAACAUCAAAGCAAUUCUUUGGACUGGUUAUCCUGGAGAGCAAGGUGGCCAUGGCAUUGCAGAUGUCAUCUUUGGAAAAUAUAACCCCGGUGGAAGGCUGCCCCUAACAUGGUAUGAGAAGGAUUAUGUGGAUUUGAUACCGAUGACAUCAUUACAAUUGAGGCCCCUCGCCAGUUUAAACUAUCCUGGCAGAACUUACAAGUUUUUCAAUGGCUCUACUGUGUAUCCAUUUGGAUAUGGAUUAAGUUAUACAACGUUUGGGCUCAGCUUGACAGCUCCAAACAUAGCAUUCGAUAUCCCCCUGAAUAAGUUUCAGAAAUGUCGUGAUCUCAAUUACACAGAGGGUGCUUCCAAGCCCUCGUGCCCUGGAGUUUUGAUUGACGAUCUUGGUCACCAGUGCGACAGUUUGACUGUUGGUUUCGAUGUCGAGGUAGCAAAUGUUGGGGAAAAGGACGGUAGUGAGGUUGUAUUCGUUUACUGGGCUCCGCCAAGAAGCAUUGUUGAUGCUCCUAUCAAACAAAUCAUCGCAUUUAGCAAAGUUUUUGUUGCAGCUGGGGAGAGCACUAGUACUCACUUCGAUUUCAAUGUUUGCAAGAGCUUGGAGCUGGUCGACUACAAAGGUUAUAAGCUUUUGGCAUCUGGAGUACACAAAAUCAUUGUGGGUAAUAACGAUGGAUCAUUCCAAGUCCCUAUCAACUUCCAAACAUGA